Phytophthora sojae is the source of this 1282-nucleotide messenger RNA. RefSeq lists its product as hypothetical. Bases 1 to 1191 code for a protein of 396 amino acids. The record is from RefSeq and is a predicted model, not a curated record. Lineage: Eukaryota; Oomycota; Peronosporomycetes; Peronosporales; Peronosporaceae. Gene Ontology annotation, cellular component: cytoplasm; nucleus. The transcript is spliced from 5 exons.
AUGGUGCUGCUGUGCUCGACGCCGCCGGCCCCACUGCCCGUGGACGUGGCUGCGACCCGCCCGUUGGUGCAGGAGCUGGCGACCUCUGCCGCCGCGCGAGAGCAUGUCCGAGCGUUGGCCGGCACGACGUACGGUCGCUGCGUGCUCGGACUAGCGGGCUUCCUGACGUACGCGACCGAGCACAUGGCUGCAUUUGUCAAGCGCAUGCACGGUGAUGUGAGCUCGGAAGAUCUGGCAAUCACGCAUGAGAUGCUUCUGCUACUUGCUGAGACGGUGGUUGACGAGGACAAUGCUACAUUUAUUGCGCGUAUUGGAGCACACCCUCUCUUGAUGCGUCUUAUGGAGAACGAGAACGAGGAUAUUCAAGAGGCGGCUGCCGAGGUUGUCACGAGUUGCACAAGUAGUCCGUCGGCCAUCACAUUCCCGCACCGCGUGCGACAAGUGGGUGAAGUGGAGCGCUUGUGGCCGCGUGCGGUGCCGCUCCCUUUUGAUCCCCGAGAUAACGCUCCGAAGAAUGAAGACGGCUCUCAAGGCACACUGGAGGUGCUUAUUCGUCAGGUGCCUACGCGUAUGACAGGACAGAGGAAGACUGGAUACCUCCUAUGGGGAGCAGCUUUUGUCCUCGCGCGUUGGAUUCACAAGCACCGUGAGCUGUUUGAAGACAAGAGCGUGAUUGAGGUCGGCAGCGGUCUCGGACUCGGAGGUAUUGUUGCUGCCCGCUAUGCAAGGCAGACGACGCUGACGGACUACCAGAGCGAUACGUGUACUGCUCUCGAGUACAAUGUCCAGCUGAACAAACCGUUUACGCACGAAUUUGACCCGACCAAGCCGGAAGUGAAGGUAAGCCUCUUGGAUUGGGACACCUCUGAAAGCAUCGAAGCGGUUCCCAAGGCAGAAGUCGUGAUCGCCAGCGACAUCAUCUGUGAGCCGAGUACGGCUGAAGGUUUCUUGCGUGUGGUUCGACACCACGUGCUUGGUAACCCCAACGGCGUUGCCUACCUCAUGAACGCUAACAGCCACAGCCGCUUCGGUGUCAUCCACCUCCACGCUCUUCUAGCCGCCAGUACUGAUCUUUCCUACAGCAUCACGCCUGUGGGUGAGCUGCCUGAUGGCGCAGAGCUUCUUGAGACGGUCAGCGACGCACAGGAGCUCUCUUACGAGUUCUACGAAAUCCGUGCGGCAUCUCAGUAAACCGAGUACUAGUAGUAGAGAUCACAGGAUACAAAGCCAAAGCGUAUCCCGAUAGGAUUUCAAUAGAGUGUUUAGAGAAGUCCUAUUGAUC